AUGGUUUCAAACAAUAUCAUGGAAAGCAGUGGACCAACCAAACAAAUCGAUGAUGAGAAGGGUUUGACAGAGAGAAACCCGGAAUUUACCUUCACGAAGGAGGAGGAGAAAGUAGUGAUACGCAAGUUGGACUGGAAUCUCUUGCCGUUGAUAUUCGUCCUGUACAGCCUUAGCAUCCUGGAUAGAAGUAACCUGGGCAAUGCACGCAUUUCCGGCCUAGGGGAGGAUAUCGAUUUGUCUGGGCGGAGGUACACUUGGCUGGCGACGGUGUUUUACAUUUCCUACAUCUUGUCCCAAUGGACAACGAUCGGCUGGAAAGCCUUCAAACCGCAUAACUGGGUAGCUUUCUCCUCCUUCGCCUGGGGUCUCAUCUCCACCCUGCAAGCCGCCACCAGAAGCUGGGAGGGUCUCAUGGUGUGCCGUGUAUUCCUCGGCAUAACUGAAGCUAUGUUCUCGCCCGGUAUCGCCUUGUACCUCUCCUACUUCUACCCGCGGGAGCAAGUGGGCUUUCGAGUGGGAGUUUUCCUAUCCGGUUCCGCGCUGGCGAAUGCAUACGGAGGUGCUCUCGCCUAUGCUAUCUCGCAUAUAAGAGGGUCUAUUAGUCCGUGGCGCAUUUUGCUCAUUGUCGAGGGGAUUCCCUCCUGCCUUCUCUCAGUCAUUGUAUGGUAUUUCAUGCCUGACGCGCCGAAUACGGCGAGGUUUCUGAAUGAGCGUGAGAAGAAAAUUGCUGUUGAUAUUUCCCUGCGGCAGCCGGGGGAUAGAGAAACGAAGGGUUUGCAGUUGAAACAGGUUCUUUGGGCCCUUAAGGAUUAUCGAACCUACAUUCCCGCACUCAUGUACGCUGGCUGCAAUGUCAGUUUCGCCUCCCUCCCCUUGUUCAUCCCAACAAUCAUCAAGGAGUUAGGCGUGUUCAGCACGAUCCAAUCAAACGGCCUCAGCGCACCCCCUUACAUCCUAUGCUUCAUAACCAUCAUAACAGUCUGCUACUUUUCCGACCGCCUUAGUCUACGCGGGCCCUUCGCCGCCGCCAGCAGUUCAAUAGCAGCAAUUGGCUUUCUCUGCCUUGCCAUCUCCUCAUCUGUCGCAGUCCGCUACUUUAGCCUGUUCCUAGCAGUGCAGAUUUUCGUCUCUGUGGCAAUGAUAUAUACCUGGGUGGGUAACUCGCAGGAGACUGAUUCCAAGAGAGCGGGUGCUUUGGCUGUUUUGGCGACGGCAGGUCAAUGCGGACCUGUGUUGGGGACUAAUAUUUUUCCGGCGAGCGAAGGGCCCUUUUAUAGGAAAGGUAUGUGGAUAUCGUUUGGGAUGUGUUUGAUGGUGACGGUUGUGUCCUUGCUGAAUAUGUGGGUGCUGUGGCGGGAAAAUCGGAGACGGGAUACGAUUCUGGAAGUUGUGGAUGGUGGAAAGGGAGAUAUCCCGAAUGGAGACACAGAUAGGACGGACGUUGAAGAUGCUGCAAGGAAACAUCAGUCGUUUAGGUAUAUGUUGUAA
Paracoccidioides brasiliensis Pb18 is the source of this 1488-nucleotide messenger RNA. RefSeq lists its product as uncharacterized. Gene Ontology annotation, molecular function: transmembrane transporter activity. The transcript is spliced from 3 exons. Gene Ontology annotation, biological process: transmembrane transport. The record is from RefSeq and is a predicted model, not a curated record. Gene Ontology annotation, cellular component: membrane. Bases 1 to 1488 code for a protein of 495 amino acids.